UGUGAUUUGAGCAGGCGAAAAGAUUGGUAGAACUAGUCGGACGAUACAUAACCGCUAACACACGAUCAAAGUGACACAGCAAACACUCUGUGUGUCCGUAGUGUCACCAACAAUAAUAACAAAAAAAAAGUACCAAACUCUACAUUAUCAAUAGCUUCAUUACUCAGCAGUAGAGGCAACAAACGAACGAACUAAGCGACCAAAAAGCAAGCUCUAGCAGUCAAGUCCGAGUCAGCCAUAAGCCAGGCACACAGUAGCAAAAACGUCCAUUUGUAAUUUCUUCCAUAUGUAAUUGCAAUACACACGCACGCGACGGAGUUUUUUUUUUAUUUGUUAGAAAAACGUAGACUGAACAGAAGCUGCUGUGAAUUGGAGGAAAAAAUUAUAUAUAAAAUAAAAUAAUAAUAAUAAUGAAGUGCACGGCAUGAUUUGAAAAGUGUUGUAAAUUAAAGCAGUUUACGAAAAAAAGUGCAAAAAAGUAAAAAAAAAAAUUAGAAAUUUCCGAAAAAUAAUUUCGCAGCUAGUAAAAUAUACAUAUAUACAUAUAUGUAAAUGGCAAGACUAUAGGCUAAAGAGCUUGGCAUAGAAAAGUUAAUACGCAUGCGAAAAUAGUAGUAACGGCAGUUGUACGUUAUAUAAGAACACUGAACUUGUUGACGACAUAAUUCGUGCUUCUGCAGUUAAUUAUUAAGUCAAGUCAAGAUGGCCCUUUUUGGGAUGGUGUCGGCCGUUUCGGGCUUUAUAAAAAUUCGAAAUCUCUUGGAUCGUGCGGUUAUCGAUAACAUGGUCUUUCGUUGCCAUUAUAGAAUUACAACAGCGUUGCUGUUUGUUUGCUGCAUUAUUGUAACGGCAAAUAAUUUAAUUGGCGAUCCCAUUGCAUGCAUCAAUGAUGGCUCUAUACCAAUGCAUGUCAUCAACACAUUCUGUUGGAUCACAUACACAUUCACCAUACCCGGUCAGCAGCACCGUCAAAUUGGCACAGAUGUGGCAGCGCACGGCCUGGGCAAUGAAUAUGGACAAGAGAAGCGUUAUCACAGCUACUAUCAGUGGGUGCCAUUCGUGCUGUUCUUCCAGGGACUCAUGUUCUAUGUACCACAUUGGAUUUGGAAGAAUCUGGAAGAUGGCAAAAUGCGCAACAUCACCGAGGGUCUGCGCGGUUUCAUUACCAUGCCUGAAGAUUAUCGCAAAGAUCGGCAAGAUCGCAUUAUAAAAUACUUGAGAGAAAGCUUGAAUUCGCAUAGCAGUUACUCGUUUGCUUACUACUUCUGUGAGGCCUUGAAUUUCGCCAAUGUUGUGUUGAAUAUCUUUUUGGUGGAUAAAUUUUUGGGUGGCGCUUUCAUGACAUACGGCACCGAUGUGAUUAAAUUCUCAAAUAUGGAUCAGGAGCGUCGUUUCGAUCCGAUGAUUGAAAUAUUUCCACGCUUGACGAAGUGUACUUUCCGUAAAUUCGGCCCGGGCGGUUCACCACAGACGCACGAUACGUUGUGUGUGUUGGCUUUGAAUAUUUUGAAUGAGAAAAUUUACAUUUUCUUGUGGUUCUGGUUCAUCAUUUUGUCCGUGCUCUCUGGCUUGGCUUUAAUAUACUCACUUACUGUUAUAAUGAUGCCGACAACACGCGAAACGAUCAUCAAACGCUCUUAUCGUACGGGACAGCACAAGGAAAUCCAAUUUUUGAUACGCCAGUUGGAUAUUGGUGACUUCUUGGUUUUGCACUUUUUGGGACAGAACAUCAAUACAAAGUAUUACUGUGACUUGGUGCAGGAGCUAUGCCACGUACUCGGCGCUUCGCGUCCGCCAUCGGCGCCAUCCACCUUGGAGAUGCAUCCCAUUUAUCCGCAAGUAGAUCGAUUCGGCAAGGAGACCGAGACAUAAAUCGGUGCGCAGUGGGCGGAAGGGAGCGAAAAGUGCAAACAAAAACAGAUAAUAAAACAAAAACAAAACGAAACAUUAAUGAAAAGAAAGUUAAAACGCCAUUAAAAAAAAAAACAGAAAUUAUAAAAACACACACUGGCAAGCAAAUAUAAAAACUGUUGAAAGAGCAAAAAAUCCUAAGGGCAGUCAGCGCUCGGCAUUCUGCUGUUUAGCGUCAGCUUGACACUAUGCGCGAAAACAUCCGACUACUCAAUACAAUGCACCUGCGCUCCACUAGAAAUAAAAUAACGAGCGACAGACCAACACAGCAAUAACGGCAAAUACUGUGUGUCUCAAAAUACUGGCAAAGCAGAAAAUUUUUAAAACACAAAAUUAGCGGUACUUCGUUUUUGAAACAGCGAAAAGCAUACAAUUGUGCCAAGCAAAUAAUACAGAUAAAACAAAAACACAAUAAUAUAUAUAAAUAUUAAAAAAAUUAACUGCCAACACACAACGCCUGCGCAACAGUGCAAUUUCUCCAUUUGCAAGCCUUUUGCAACAUUGUUCACACACACACACACGCAAAUAAGCUAAGCAGAAAUAAAACAUUAUAGAAUUUAUUAUGUAAAAGCAUAACUUACGUUGUCCAAUAGUUAUUGCACAAAGCCAAUACGCGCAGCGAUUAUACUUGCUACAAUAUAAUUAUGUAAUAUUGACAAUUGUGUAAGCCACAAUUCCCUCUUCCAUUUUCAUAACUUUUAACUUUUUAUACGCGCAUUUCUUAUACUUAUAUGACUUUUUAGUACAUAAAUUAAAUAUUGUAAGCCUUUAGAUUUUACUUGAAUGAUCUUCUACAUACAUACAUACAUAAAUAUGAAAAUAUUAAAAACUGGAAAUUUGUUUAAGUUAAAUCUUAAAAAAUCAACAUAAACAAAAAAAAAAUACAAUUAGUAUACAUUUGAUAAAGUGUUUAGAUAAGCUAAAGUUUAGAAAUUCAUGUACGAAAAUGCGAAUAUUGUGAUUGUUAGGGAGACUUCUUUAAAUAAAUUUUUCUAUUUUAUGAAGCGAUAAACAACA
Molecule: messenger RNA, 2928 nt
Organism: Bactrocera neohumeralis
Lineage: Eukaryota; Metazoa; Arthropoda; Insecta; Diptera; Tephritidae
Product: innexin inx3
Exons: 6
Coding region: 703-1872 (389 amino acids)
Biological process (GO): phototransduction
Cellular component (GO): plasma membrane; gap junction
Molecular function (GO): gap junction channel activity
Source: RefSeq, a predicted model, not a curated record